Messenger RNA from Bacidia gigantensis, 789 nucleotides. RefSeq lists its product as uncharacterized. Lineage: Eukaryota; Fungi; Ascomycota; Lecanoromycetes; Lecanorales; Ramalinaceae. Bases 1 to 789 code for a protein of 262 amino acids. Gene Ontology annotation, cellular component: cytoplasm; nucleus. Gene Ontology annotation, biological process: peptidyl-serine phosphorylation; signal transduction; endocytosis. The record is from RefSeq and is a predicted model, not a curated record. The transcript has 2 exons. Gene Ontology annotation, molecular function: ATP binding; protein serine/threonine kinase activity.
AUGAAACUCGAACAUGUAUAUGAAAAUGCACCCCUCCUCGAAGCUGAAGUUGAUGUCUAUCGAUCGCUUGCUGGCGGUGUUGGCAUUCCACGCGUUCACGCCUAUUUGUUCGAAUGCGAAUAUAAUGUUAUGGUGUUCGAUCUUCUGGGACCGAGUUUGGAGGACCUCUUCAAUUUUUGCGGUCGCCAGUUCUCUCUCAAGACAGUGUUGAUGCUUGCCGACCAGCUUCUCCAUCGUCUCGAGUAUAUACACUCCAAGGAUGUUAUCCAUCGCGACAUUAAGCCGGAGAAUUUCUUGAUGGGUAUGGGGAAGUAUGGGAACCAUGUAUAUGUCACCGACUUGGGCCUUGCCACGGAACGUCGUGAAGUCCAAAUAAAGUCCGUUCCUGCUAGUGUGAAACGACAUCUAAUAGGCACAGCACGUUUUGCCAGCAUCAACGGCCACUUAGGCACUCUGCAAGAUCGCUGCGAUGACUUGGAGUCUCUCGGGUACAUGCUCCUCUACUUCCUCCGCGGCUCCCUCCCGUGGCAAGGUUUUACGGCAAAAGAUCAUGCGCAGAAAGAUGAGCUGAUCUUGGAGAAGAAGAAAACGAUCAGUACAAAAGAUCUUUGCAGGGACCUACCCAAGGACUUUUUGACUUAUUUCGACCACAUCCGCUCCCUUGGAUUUGACGAGAGACCGGUGUAUGCCUACCUGCGCAAGAUAUUUCGCAGUCUCUUUAUCCAAGAGGGCUUUGAUCAUGAUUAUGUAUUUGACUGGACAAUUCUGAAAUAUUUGAUGGGUACAUGA